This is a messenger RNA of Nannospalax galili (Upper Galilee mountains blind mole rat), 7947 nucleotides long. RefSeq lists its product as uncharacterized. NCBI's taxonomy places the organism in Eukaryota, Metazoa, Chordata, Mammalia, Rodentia, Spalacidae. Gene Ontology annotation, molecular function: calcium ion binding. Gene Ontology annotation, cellular component: plasma membrane. The record is from RefSeq and is a predicted model, not a curated record. Gene Ontology annotation, biological process: homophilic cell-cell adhesion.
ACAUGAUGUCGCUGUUUACCAGGGAGUGUUCUCUAGGAAGGAAAAUAGCCAGGCUAGAGUCCUUUGUUACUCAGAUGAGCUGAACAAUAGGAGAAGCAGGAAGAUUUGAACAGGGACUAGACUUCUAAUUUUUUGGAAAUCACGAUCCUUUGAUUUGACCAACUCACCAGAGGACUGGAAGUGAUGCCUUCUUUGAGGAGGGGCCCAGGGGUCAGGCAGUGUCUGCUGCUCUCGGUUUUUCUCCUGGCGGUCUGGGAGACAGGGAGUGGCCAGCUCCACUACUCCAUCCCGGAGGAAGCCAAGCACGGCACCUUCGUAGGCCGCAUCGCGCAGGACCUGGGCCUGGAGCUGGCCGAGCUGGUGCCCCGCCUGUUCAGGGUGGUGUCCAAGGACCGCGGGAACCUUCUGGAGGUAAAUCUGCAGAAUGGCAUUUUGUUUGUGAAUUCUCGAAUCGACCGGGAGGCGCUGUGCGGGAGGAGCGCGGAGUGUAGCAUCCACCUGGAGGUGAUCGUGGACAGGCCGCUGCAGGUUUUCCACGUGGAGGUGGAGGUGAGGGACAUUAACGAUAACCCGCCGGUAUUUCCAAUGACUGUAAAGACUAUCCAGUUUCCUGAAUCAAGGCUGCUUGACUCGAGGUUUCCUUUAGAGGGAGCAUCUGAUGCAGAUAUCGGAGUAAAUGCUCUUCUCUCCUACAAGCUAAGCCAUGAUGAGUUUUUCUUUCUAGACAUACAAACAAAUGAUGAACUAAGCCACUCAUUGUUUCUUGUCCUGGGGAAAUCUCUGGAUAGAGAGGAAAGGGCCGAGAUGAAUUUAUUAUUAUUAGCUACUGAUGGGGGCAAGCCUGAGCUAACCGGUACCAUUCAAAUACUUAUUAAGGUAUUAGAUGUGAAUGACAACGAACCUACUUUCCCCCAAUCUGUUUACAAAAUACAAUUGUUAGAAAACACUGAAAAUGGAACCUUAGUGGUUAAAUUAAAUGCUUCUGAUGCAGAUGAAGGAUCGAACAGCGAGAUUGUGUAUUCACUUAGUAGUGAUGUGUCUUCCACUACACGGACAAAGUUCAAAAUAGAUCCUACCUCAGGGGAAAUCAGAACUAAGGGGGAAUUAGACUAUGAAGAAAGGAAAUCCUAUGAUAUUCUGGUCACUGCAUCUGACAAAGGAAUCCCACCAAUGUCAGGACAUUGUAAAAUUUCGAUAAAACUUGUGGAUAUCAACGAUAAUGCACCAAAAGUCUCAAUAACGUCUCUCUCACUUCCUGUCCAAGAGGACGCUCCACUGGGCACAGUCAUCGCCCUCAUCACAGUGUCAGAUCGCGACUCAGGCAUCAAUGGGCAGGUGACUUGUACGAUAACUAUUCAAGUCCCCUUCAAGCUGGUGUCCACUUUCAAGAAUUACUAUUCGAUGGUGUUGGACAGCGCCCUGGACCGCGAGACCACGUCUGACUAUAAGGUGGUGGUGACUGCGAGGGACGGAGGCUCGCCUUCGCUGUGGGCCUCGGCCAGCGUGUCCGUGGAGGUGGCUGACGUGAACGACAACGCGCCUGCGUUCGCGCAGCCCGAAUACACGGUGUUCGUGAAGGAGAACAACCCGCCGGGCGCCCACAUCUUCACGGUGUCGGCGGUGGACGCGGACGCGCAGGAGAACGCGCUGGUGUCCUACUCGCUGGUGGAGCGGCGGGUGGGCGAGCGCGCGCUGUCGAGCUACGUGUCUGUGCACGCGGAGAGCGGCAAGGUGUAUGCGCUGCAGCCUCUGGACCAUGAGGAGCUGGAGCUGCUGCAGUUCCAGGUGAGCGCGCGGGAUGCUGGUGUGCCUGCCCUGGGCAGCGACGUGACUCUGCAGGUGUUCGUGCUGGAUGAGAACGACAAUGCGCCCACACUGCUGGGGCCUCCCGCGCGCAGCUCGGUGAGCGAGCUGGUGUCUUGGUCAGUUGGUUCAGGGUUUGUGGUUACUAAGGUGCACGCGGUUGACGCGGACUCUGGUUACAAUGCCUGGCUGUCCUAUGAAUUGCAACCAGCUGCGGGUAGCUCGCGCAGCCCUUUCCGAGUGGGUCUGUACACCGGUGAGAUCAGCACGACCCGAGCCCUGGACGAUGCAGAUGCACCGAGCCAGCGUCUGCUGGUGCUGGUGAAGGACCAUGGAGAACCAGCGCUUACCACUACCGCCACUGUGUUGGUUUCUCUGGUUGAGACCAGCCAAGCCCCAAAAGCCUCCUCAAGGGCCUUGGUAGAUGCUGCCAGGCUGGAGGGGUCGCUGGUGGAUGUCAACGUGUACCUGAUAAUCGCCAUUUGCGCGGUGUCCAGCCUGUUGGUACUCACGCUGGUGUUGUACACCGCGCUGCGCUGCUCUGCAGAGCCCAUGGAGGGCUCAUGCGCGCCUGGGAAGCCCAUGCUGUUGUGCUCCAGUGAGAUCGGGAGCUGGUCCUACUCAAAGCAGAGGAAGCCGAGGGUGUGCUCUGGGGAGGGUCCACCCAAGACCGACCUCAUGGCCUUCAGUCCCAGCUUAUCUCAUGGUCCAGACUCAGCAGAAGAAGGACAACAGCUCUCAGGGUCAGAAUACUUAGGAAAGAGCGACCAACCAUUUGGGAAAGGCUUGCAAUGGUGUUUUCUUGGCGAGAAGAUCCUGGAGCUCAGCGCUUGCUGCUUUCGCUUCUCCUCCUCACAUCCUUGGAGGCAGGACGGCCAGCUGCACUACUCCAUUCCGGAGGAGGCCAAACACGGCACCUUCGUGGGCCGCAUCGCGCAGGACCUAGGGCUGGAGCUGGCCGAGCUGGUGCCCCGCCUGUUCAGGGUGGCGUCCAAGGACCGCGGGGACCUUCUGGAGGUAAAUCUGCAGAAUGGCAUUCUGUAUGUGAAUUCUCGGAUCGACCGGGAGGCGCUGUGCGGGAGGAGCGCGGAGUGUAGCAUCCACCUGGAGGUGAUCGUGGACGGGCCGCUGCAGGUUUUCCAUGUGGAGGUGGAGGUGAGGGACAUUAACGACAACCCGCCGGUAUUUCCAAUGGCGGUAAAGAAUCUGUUUAUUUCUGAAUCUCGACAGCUUGGCUCUCGGUUUUCGCUAGAGGGCGCAUCAGAUGCAGAUACAGGAACAAAUUCACUGUUAACUUACAGUCUUGACUCCAGUGAGUAUUUUACUUUGGACGUCAAAAGAAACGAUGAGGAAAUUAAAUCACUUGGACUCGUGUUGAAAAAACUUCUAAAUAGAGAGGACAUUCCUGAACAUCACCUAGUAAUAACGGCAGUUGAUGGCGGGAAACCAGAGCUGACUGGCACCACUCAAGUGAAGAUUACUGUCCUAGAUGUGAAUGACAAUGCCCCAGCAUUUGAGAAGACGUUAUACAAAGCCAGAUUACUAGAAAAUGCACCAAAUGGCACUGUGGUGGUGACUGUUAAUGCCUCUGAUUUGGAUGAAGGACCAAAUAAGGAUAUUGUAUAUUCUUUCCAUACAGACAUGUCAGCUGAGAUUCUGUCGAAAUUCCACUUAGAUCCAGUCAAUGGAUACAUCAGUGUAAAAGGUAACAUAGAUUUUGAGGAAACUAAAUUGUAUGAAAUCCAGGUAGAGGCAGCAGACAAAGGAAAUCCUCCAAUGACAGAUCACUGCACAGUUCUAGUGGAAAUAAUGGACGUCAAUGAUAAUUCACCUGAAUUGGUCACCAAGUCACUGUCACUACCUGUAUUAGAAAACUCUGCACCUGGCACUGUCAUCGCCUUGAUCAUCGUAUCUGAUCGUGACUCUGGAGCUAAUGGCCAGGUGACUUGCUCCCUGACGCCCCACGUCCCCUUCAAGCUGGUGUCCACUUUCAAGAAUUACUAUUCGAUGGUGCUGGACAGCGCUCUAGACCGAGAGACCACAGCUGAAUAUAAGGUGGUGGUGACUGCGAGGGACGGAGGCUCGCCUUCGCUGUGGGCCUCGGCCAGCGUGUCCGUGGAGGUGGCUGACGUGAACGACAACGCGCCUGCGUUCGCGCAGCCCGAAUACACGGUGUUCGUGAAGGAGAACAACCCGCCGGGCGCCCACAUCUUCACGGUGUCGGCGGUGGACGCGGACGCGCAGGAGAACGCGCUGGUGUCCUACUCGCUGGUGGAGCGGCGGGUGGGCGAGCGCGCGCUGUCGAGCUACGUGUCUGUGCACGCGGAGAGCGGCAAGGUGUAUGCGCUGCAGCCUCUGGACCAUGAGGAGCUGGAGCUGCUGCAGUUCCAGGUGAGCGCGCGGGAUGCUGGUGUGCCUGCCCUGGGCAGCAACGUGACUCUGCAGGUGUUCGUGCUGGAUGAGAACGACAAUGUGCCAGCGUUGCUGGAAUCUGGGGCCAGCGGUCCCAGUGCGACGGUGAGCCAGCUGGUGCUGAGGUCAGUAGGUGCUGGCCACGUCGUCGCAAAGGUGCGCGCCGUGGACGCAGACUCUGGCUACAAUGCUUGGCUGUCUUAUGAGCUGCAGUCAGCUGUGGGUAGUGCGCGCAGCCCGUUCCGCAUUGGGCUGUACACGGGUGAAAUUAGUACUACUCGGGCCCUGGACGAGGCUGAUGCACCACGUCAGAAACUCCUGGUGCUGGUGAAGGAUCAUGGAGAGCCAGUGCUUAUGGCUACAGCCACCGUGUUGGUGUCUCUAGUGGAGAGUGGCCAGGCUCCAAAAGCUCCAUCACCGGCAUUGAUGGAUUCCGCCAGCCGGGAUGCCUCAUCGCUUGUAGAUAUCAACGUGUACCUGAUUAUUGCCAUCUGUUCGGUAUCUGGUCUGUUGGUGCUCACGCUGCUGCUGUACCUGGCCUUCCGGUGCUCAGCAUUGCCCACGGAGGGCGCGUGUGGGUCUGGGAAGCCCAUGCUGGUAUGCUCCAGCGCGGUGGGGAGCUGGUCCUACUCACAGCAGAGGCAACAAAGGGUAUGCUCUGCGGAGGGCGCGCCCAAGACUGACCUGAUGGCCUUCAGCCCCAGUCUUACACCCUGUCCAGUUAAUCAGGAUAAAGAGGAGCAACUGGUUGCAGAUAUUGAUUUCUCCAUCAAACCGGUGGCGGGUGCUGCGCACAGCCCCUUCCGUGUAGGUCUGUACACGGGCGAAAUCAGCACUACGCGCUCCCUGGAUGAAUCCGAGGCGCCGCUACAGCGCUUGCAGGUGCUGGUGAAAGACCAUGGUGAACCAGCGCUGACAGCCACCGCCACAGUAAUGGUGUCCCUGGUGGAAAACGGACAUUCACCGAAGGUCUCAUCUAAGGCGUUGGUUGGAACCUCUGGCCCAGACUCUGCCCUGGUGGAUGUUAACGUGUACCUGAUCAUCGCCAUCUGUGCGGUGUCCAGUCUGUUGGUGCUCACACUGCUUCUCUACACCGCGCUGCGCUGCUCGGCGGUGCCCACGGAGGGUGCAUGCGCGCAGGGGAAACCGGUGCUGGUGUGCUCCAGUGAGGUAGAGAGCUCGUCCUCCUCUCAGCAGAGGAGGCAGAAGGUGUGCUCUGGGGAGAGCCUGCCCAAGACUGACCUCAUGGCCUUCAGCCCCAGCUUACCUCAGGGUCCUAGCGCUACAGAGAAUCCACGACAGCCCAACCCUGACUGGCGUUACUCUGCCUCGCUAAGAGCAGGCAUGCACAGCUCUGUGCACCUGGAGGAGGCUGGAAUUCUACGGGCUGGCCCAGGAGGGCCUGAUCAGCAGUGGCCAACAGUAUCCAGCGCAACACCAGAACCAGAGGCAGGAGAGGUGUCUCCUCCAGUAGGUGCUGGUGUCAACAGCAACAGCUGGACCUUUAAAUACGGACCAGGCAACCCCAAACAAUCCGGUCCCGAACCUAAAAAGCAGACCCAAGUUUCCUUUCUCCUCCGCCGCAAAGGAGAGGCUUCCCAGCCCCGCCAGUGAGAGUUGGACUCUCUGCCCUGUACUUCGGGGAUCCUGUCUUGAUGACACUUGCAAGGCAGGCUGAAAGGUUUUCAGAUUGAGCAGCUUGGGUAUUUGGGUAUGUGUGGUCACCAUGAGUGUUCCGGUGCAAGAUAAUGGCUGGGAUGGUCCAGAGUAGACUAGUAGGCACAAGAAAGGCUGGGAAACAAAGGGAAAUAAAUACCAUCAACAGGAGUCAUCAGUCUAGAGGGGGAAACGUGAAAACAGAAAGCAACCAGACUUUCUCAACCUCUCAAGUUAAGGUGGUGGUCAUCCUCUAGCAGACAAAACCACUGCACUGACAAAGUUUUAGGAGUCCCUAAAGUCUGUUGGCUGUGGCAUCAUUGUACCUAAGUGUGUGUUAUGCAUACAAGCCAGCAGUUCAAGUGUUUAACAGAGGGUCAGCCAGGGCAACAGAAGCGGAUCUGAUGUGUUUCCUGUAUAUGUCCUUGUGCUCACUUUAUUAAAAAUUCUUUUGCACACAAUGUUUAUGAAAAGGUCAGCUCCUUUUCUGACAACACAUAUGCAAAAGCAAAAGAAAAUAUCCAACACCUCACUUUAUGCUGUUUGAUGAUAGAUUUAUUUAAAAAAAAGAGAAAGUCUAUCUAUAGCUAUAAAUCUUUAAAGAAAUGUGAUAAAUACAACCUCCCCAAACUUCCCUCAAAAGAGAAUUCAAUCUACAGCCAUUUAAAUGAUCAUUGCUGCUACAGAAGUGCUUUAAGAGAAUUGCCUGGGACAUCUGUAUUAUAUCGGCCACCUGCCAAUCACAGCUUUACUCUUUCAGGUCACUCUGGGGCUGCCUCUUGCAUGUAUUAAUUACUAAAUAAAAGGAUCUUUCUCUCUCUCUCUCUUCUAAGAAAAAUGAUGUGCACUUUGAUUAUACAACCUUCUCUAACCCACUAUAUCAAGACCCAGAAACUGAAGAAUAUUAUUUUCUCAUACAUACAGUGAGCAGACUUUCCAUUCCUCCAACUCUGUGAUUGUCUUGAUGUGCUAGCCUACACCUUCUCUUUGUUUAGUUUUCCUUUUCUAUAACACUCUGAAUUGCUAAUCUUACUAACACCUAUGAUGUUACCUGAAAUCAAUCUCCCAUAUGUAUGCUGUAUGCUAUUAUAAGACUCCUGAAAUAUACUUACUCUGUGCUUGUGUAUGUGAAUGUUAAUGCAACUAUUACCUAGAGUGAACUUUAAGCUUUAUUGUUGAAUGUAAUCCCAUUAUAUUUCCUUUUGUACACCUGUGGAAAGUGCAGUAGUGUUUUUUUAAAAAAUCAUUGUUAAUCAGCUUUUAUGUAUGAAAGACACAGUAAAAUUUCUUUCUUAAAUCAAGAUGCUGGUGAUUCAAGGAAUUUUAUUUAUGGUCAGCUAAGAGCUGUCUCUUGUCAAGAUUCCUGCUGGCAAGGGAAUGGAUAAAACUGUUGUUUUCUAGUAACAAUUCUGGAAUAAAUACUGAAGAUAUUCCCUGAAGGUGUGCAAGCACAAAUUGUACCAAUCUGACCUCUUUGAAUUUGCAGAUUGCUUUGAAAUGCUGUCUGGAAUAUCAGCUCAUAGAAAGUAAUAAAAUUUACUGUCACCUUAACUAAGACAUUUUAAUUUUGUUAUGCACAACUCAGAAGCUUGAUUAAUUAUAUUAUCUAUUUAAAAGUUAAUAUAAAAGAGGUAGGAGUCUGUUUUAAAGAGGCAUAAAAAUCUCAAAAACAAACAAAAAAAAAAACAAACAAACCAUGUCUCGUCUUCUUUUAGCUUCAUUCUCCCAUAUUUUGAAGGGUGUGUAACUUCAGCUCUGCAGGAUUGCAUGGGGUAAAAUUUGUUGACAACACAUGUGAACCAUUGCUGCAUUGUAGGUUGUGAUCAUUUUGCCCCACUGAAGCCCAUGUAACUGACCUUACGUGCCUUUUGAACUAGGAGAAUCGGGCUAAUUUAUUAAUGAUGAUAAUUAUAAUGUAUCUGUACAGCACUUUUUAAAUUUAUGAAGUGCAUUCAAAUCCGUGUUAGUUACUAGUUAUUACAGCUGUAAGGAUAAAACACGUCAUGUGGAUUCAUUUUUAAUUGGUGCUAUUGGUAUUUCUUCUGUUAUUGCUAAUAAAUGGAAAAUGGUGGUAUG